Lactuca sativa (garden lettuce) is the source of this 1257-nucleotide messenger RNA. Lineage: Eukaryota; Viridiplantae; Streptophyta; Magnoliopsida; Asterales; Asteraceae. The record is from RefSeq and is a predicted model, not a curated record.
AUGAAUAAUUUUUUAGAUGCCAUUUCUUCGUCUUCAUCAUCUAAUGAAGAUUUCGAUGAUGAUGAGUUGGUUAUGCACACAUUGUUGUCUGCGGCAUACGACAUUGUACGUCAGAGAGGCGAAACUUCAAAUGUCGAGAAGAAACGAAGAAAGUCGAUCAACCGGGAUCGAGAGGCGGCGAACGAACUUUUGGUACGUGAUUACUUUAACAUUGAUAGUUUAUAUGACCUAUCGAAGUUUGAGGAUCGCUUUCGUAUUAGUAGAAAUUUAUUUCUACGUAUAGCUAGAGAUUUGGAAAACAAUUAUGAGUUCUUCCAUUUGAGAUGGUAUGCUAGGGGUAAACGUGGGUUUACUACGUUUCAAAAAUGCACAACAGCUCUUAGACAAUUAGCGUAUGGCAUAGCCGCAGACGCUUCAGAUGAAUAUUUGAAGAUGUCUGCGAGGACCGGUCGAGAAUGCACAUAUCUUUUUUGUGAGUAUGUAAUAAAGCUUUAUGGCGACAUAUACUUGCGAAAUCCGACCAGAAAUGAUGUCGAACAGUUGUAUGCCGCACAUCAGGCUAAACAUGGAUUUCCAGGAAUGCUAGGUAGCAUUGAUUGUACACAUUGGGUGUGGGAAAAUUGUCCCAAUGCAUGGCGAGGGCAAUUCACACGAGGUGAUCAUGGUGUGCCUACUGUUAUACUAGAACCAGUUGUUUCACAGGACCUCUGGUUUUGGCAUGCAUUUUUUGGUAUGGCAGGUUCAAACAACGACCUGAUUGUGCUUGGAGCAUCUCCAUUAUUUAACGAUAUUUUGCAGGGUAAAGCACCAAACAUGUCAUACGUUAUUAAUGGACGUGAAUACAAUCAUGGAUAUUACCUUACUGAUGGGAUAUAUCCAGAGUACGCUACAUUUGUCAAGUCAUACACAUAUCCAGCUGAUGAAAAAAGGAAAUUGUUCAAAUUAGCACAGGAAUCUGCAAGGAAGGAUGUGGAGCGGACGUUUGGGGUCCUCAAACAGAAGUGGCACAUAAUCAAAUAUCCAGCACGAGUAUGGGAAAGGGAAAAAUUGAUGAAGGUGAUGAAAGCGUGUGUUAUUUUACAUAACAUGAUCUUAGAAGAAGAGGGUAGAGCUUUUUGUACGUAUUCUCCGAAUGAUAUGCUCAAUCCACAUGCAGUAAUACAAGUCGGUAGCCCAGCAUACUUUACAAGGCUUUUGGAAAUACAAAAUAGUGAAACACAUCACAAUUUACGUCAAGAUUUGACUGAACACAUAUGA